Molecule: messenger RNA, 1017 nt
Organism: Mitosporidium daphniae
Lineage: Eukaryota; Fungi; Microsporidia
Exons: 3
Coding region: 1-1017 (338 amino acids)
Biological process (GO): translational initiation
Cellular component (GO): eukaryotic translation initiation factor 2B complex
Molecular function (GO): translation initiation factor activity; guanyl-nucleotide exchange factor activity
Source: RefSeq, a predicted model, not a curated record
AUGCCUGGCAUUGUGGAAACUUUCCACGAAAUCCUACAUAGCUUCCCAGACUAUGCAACGCCAGUGGCAAUCAUCAAGGCAUUAAUUACACACAUCUCCCAGUCAUCUGGUAUUGCCAUUCUUUUAUGUUUAGAGGAGAACACCAUGGCUGAAUUCACCAUUGCCCUGGAGCGACUUACAGGCGAGCUCUUGCGCGCCCUGAAGGGCAAGAUCUCUGUGCGCGCAGGGUGCGAGCUUUUCUCUCGAUUCGCAGCUCGGAUGGCCUCGGAAGACACAGGUGAUGAUUUCCAAGCGUUUAAAACGUCGCUCGUGCAGCGGGCCAAUUCUUUCGUGGAAAGUUCCUCGUCACAUCGCCAAAAAAUAUCCACAUACGGGCUUCAAUUCAUUCCCGAUAAUUCCAAAAUCCUGGUUCAUUCAUAUUCACGUGCCGUCAUUCAAUUGCUGGAGGAGGCUUCCAAGGACCGUCGGUUCUUUGUCUUUGUGACGGAAACGCGUCCAGGAAACCAUGGGGAAAUGCAGGCCCAUUUACAGGCAAAAAAUAUACCUUCUCAAGUGAUUCUCGACGCAGCCGUGGGCUACUUUAUGAGCCAGGUCGAUCUGGUGUUGGUUGGUGCCGAGGGCGUUGUAGAGAAUGGCGGCCUUGUCAACCAGGUUGGAAGCUUCCAGAUUGCCGUGCUAGCACAGUCUGCACAUAAGCCGUUUUAUGCGCUGGCCGAAUCGUACAAGUUUGUUCGACUGUUUCCGCUGGGGCAGGAAGAUCUUACGCGACUGCUUGCUUCGGAGAUCACAAAAGGUGGUACCCAUGGGUACGUUGAUAAGCAUGUUGUUGAGCCCGUGGCAUCCACUGGCAUACAGAAGACUCCCUGGUUUGUGACCGGGAAUUCGGUUAUUGCAUCACACGACGAUUAUCCGUUAGUCGAUUACACCCCUCCUUCAUACAUAACCUUGCUCUUUACAGAUCUCGGAGUACUCACCCCAUCUGGCGUCAGCGACGAGCUCAUCAAAUUUUACUAUUAG